Molecule: messenger RNA, 1324 nt
Organism: Cynara cardunculus var. scolymus (artichoke)
Lineage: Eukaryota; Viridiplantae; Streptophyta; Magnoliopsida; Asterales; Asteraceae
Product: protein CONTINUOUS VASCULAR RING 1-like
Exons: 7
Coding region: 265-1047 (260 amino acids)
Biological process (GO): stem vascular tissue pattern formation
Cellular component (GO): Golgi apparatus
Source: RefSeq, a predicted model, not a curated record
GUCAUUGCCGUUGACUCCUUUAAUCGCAUUUGCCCAUCACCAAUUUGCAGCCUAUCAAGAUUUCUAGGGUUUACUAAUUUGGCAGCGUUGAAUGGUUCGCCCCCUUUUACUAACAACAAAUUUCUUGAACUCUUCACAUGCCCCAUCUUUUAAUUUCAAUAUAAAAUUCAACCUGUUUCUGGUUAUAUCUGUAGACCACGAGAUCUUUCGACGACAUUCAUUUUUUAUGAAUUUUCAAGAAAAGUCUUAGAUAGAGAGAGAGUAAUGGGCGAUGAAAAAUCACCAGUUAGCAGAGAUCGGGAGCUGCUUAUUCCGGUCGCCAACACCGUCGACGAUGACGACGGCGCGUCUUCAAAACCCUCACCUUCUUCGAAUUCAUCAUCUCAUCACGCCGGCCGUGAGACUUUCUCCAAAGUUGUCCGGAGUUGGGCGUCCAAAAAGUUCAUGACGGGAUGUGUCAUCCUAUUGCCAAUAGCUAUUACUUUCUACAUAACAUGGUGGUUUAUACAUUUUGUGGACGGGUUUUUCUCUCCAAUCUAUGUUCAACUUGGCAUAGAUAUAUUUGGCCUUGGAUUUAUAACGUCCAUAAUGUUCAUAUUCUUGGUUGGGGUAUUCAUGUCGUCAUGGUUGGGUGCAUCCGUUCUAAGCCUUGGAGAAUGGUUCAUCAAACGAAUGCCAUUUGUUCGUCAUAUCUACAAUGCCUCCAAGCAAAUUAGUGCUGCUAUAUCUCCAGAUCAGAACACACAAGCGUUUAAGGAAGUCGCUAUCAUUAGACAUCCUCGUAUUGGUGAAUACGCAUUUGGGUUCAUUACUUCAUCCGUCAUUCUUCAGAAUUAUUCGGGGGAGGAGGAGCUAUAUUCCGUAUAUGUCCCAACAAACCAUCUUUACAUCGGUGAUAUCUUCUUGGUGAAUUCGAGGGACGUUAUUAGACCGAACUUAUCCGUUCGUGAAGGAAUUGAAAUUGUGGUAUCCGGGGGCAUGUCAAUGCCGCAAAUACUAUCGACACUGGACUCGAGUGUAAACGUGGACAGACCGAGAAACAACUGAAUGUAAGUCGAGCGAGAGUUCUUCUGAGCCAUUUAGGAUCGAACAAUGGUUUGUUGUCGGGUUUAUCUAAAUACCGGAAUGUGAUUGCAUAUUAGCGUAGAGAAAUAGUCGUUGAUAAUAGUCGAUCGAUCGAUAGGAAGUUGUAUGAUUUCUCUGUUAUUUGUUUUGUACAUGUAGCUUUCAGAUGAAAUUACGUAGAUAAAAAGAUAGGUUUUGAUGUUUGAAAAAGGUUUCUUUACCAAAUUUUAAUGGAUUUUGCUUUGGGUUUGUUAUUCUA